UAAAGCUUUACUAUUGUAGGUUCGAGGUUGAACUCACUCUGGAACUGGGUAUGGUGUUUUUUACCGAAUAAGGAAAAAAAAUGCCAAGGUGUGACGUGAUCUAUGUUAAAUUCUCAGAGUAGUUCGAUCGAUGGUCCUUCUAUGUUAGGGCUUCACUCUUGUCUGAAGUUUCAGCUUCUACUUCCUGCUGACUACAAGAAGAAUCGAAAUUUUGUUCUCUUGAUGGUUACAUAAACCCAGCAUUAUGCUGGUACUGGGUGCAGUUUAAGGCAUGGAAUUUCCCAUACAAUUUCAAAGGUUAUGCCACAUUGAGAAAAGGAGAUGGCUCUUUGUAGUGGGUUUGGUAGCAAUCACUCAUUUGUUUUGCCAGUCCCUGAUGCUUCCAUAUGGAACUGCUCUUCUAUCUCUUUUUUCUGGGGAUGACCUUCCGGGACGGGGCAUCUUCUUGUCUGGAUCAUCAUCUGUUAAUUCUACUGUGGUUAGAAACUCCAUCCUUUUUAAUGUUUCAAAUUCAGUUGAUGCUACUCUGAUUGUCGGCGUGGUAACAACUCUUAAAAAACAUAAUGUGGUUGGAGAAAUUGGGCAUAGCAGUGGACCAAUGGGAGAUAAUAGAAGCAUGAAAAAUGAGUUUGAUCUGGGGAUGAAUGAUCUACAAAAAAUUAGCGAACAUGAUAUCGAUACGAAAGGCGAUGAUUCUGAAGACCAGAAUUUUGUAGACUUGAAUGAUAAUUAUGUCAUAGACCACGAUCUAGAUUAUAUUUCAGUCUCAGAAAAGGCAAAUGAAAGUAGGCGGAUUCUGCCAGUAGAGCAGAUUGUUGAACAUAGUGAUGGAACUUCCAAAGAAACUAUCCCAGAAGCAGAUACAAAUGUGAUGCCAAGGGAAGUUGGGGCAAUUAACAUCACAUCUCCAGUGAACCUGGUAUCAAAUGGAAGCAUUGCAAUUGGUUCUGCUGCUUCGAAAAGAUCUUCAGGUGGAGCAGAAAUAAGACUAGUAUCAAGGGAUGGAAGCCAUCUAAAAUUGCAAAGUGGUCUUGGAAUGUCAAUUAGUACCUUGACAACAGUGAAUAAUACAAUGACGAAGAAGCUGAGAUGUGAUAUGCCUCCAAAAUCAGUAAUGUCAAUAUACGAGAUGAACCAGUUAUUAGUUCGACACCGCCGUUCAUCACGUGCAAUGAGGCCACGAUGGUCCUCGGUGCGUGAUCAGGAAAUUCUAGCGGCAAAAUCACAGAUUGAGAAUACCCCUAUUGCGAAGAAUGAUGGGGAGCUCUAUGCUCCUCUCUUUAGAAAUGUUUCCAUGUUUAAAAGGAGCUAUGAACUGAUGGAACGAACCCUCAAAGUCUAUGUCUACAAGGAUGGAGAAAGGCCUAUAUUUCAUCAGCCAAUACUCAAGGGGUUAUAUGCGUCUGAGGGAUGGUUUAUGAAACUGAUGGAGGGAAAUAAACAGUUUGUUGUGAAAGACCCUAGAAGGGCACACCUAUUUUACAUGCCUUUUAGUUCACGGAUGCUAGAGUAUACCCUUUAUGUCCGUAACUCUCACAACCGUACAAACCUACGCCAAUUUUUGAAGCAGUACUCGGAAAGAAUUGCAGCCAAGUAUCGCUUCUGGAAUAGAACUGGUGGAGCUGAUCAUUUUCUUGUGGCCUGCCAUGAUUGGGUAUGAUUUCCAUGCUUCUCCGAUUUUUCUUGCUUUUGGGUGAAGUAGUUGUGUAUAUUCAACAUGUCCUCAGUUCUACACAUUACCAGAUCGUACUGGUAUUCAAUGAUGAGUUUGUUAAUUGAAACGAGAAAAUGAUGCAAAUGCCGGGAGGCUGGAAAUAGAUUGAAGACAAGGUUUAGGUAGUGCAAAUGGAAGGCACAGAACAACCAAGUAUAUGAAGUAUGAACAGGUGUCAUCGCUACCUUAUCAUCGAAAAUUAAAAGCAUUCAAAUUGGUGUAACUCAGUGAAGGGUUGUGCCUGUGCCGUUAAGACCAGUUUCCGUAGAUCUCUUUCCUACGUCCAGUCUCUCUCUCAUGUGGAUAUCCGUCAACAUUUUCACAAACUAUUUUCAUAUGUGAUCAUCUAUGGGAAUUGGACUCCCUAUAGCUUUCCAUCUGCCUCUCUACUUAAAUGACUGAACCUCGGAUUUGUAUGGUGACAACACAAUCACACAUCAUACUGGCUGGACAGAUGCCUUGGAAUGUCAUGUUGUGUCAUUUUGCAGGGGUUUGAUACUGUGGGUAGUAUUUGGAAGCUGACAUUUUUCGUUGGUUGAGUUAUUUGUAGGCUCCGUAUGAGACAAGGCACCAUAUGGAGCACUGUAUCAAAGCCCUCUGCAAUGCCGAUGUAACUGCAGGCUUCAAAAUCGGGAGGGAUGUGUCUCUUCCAGAAACAUACGUUCGCUCCGCCAGAAAUCCACAACGUGAUCUGGGCGGAAAACCUCCUUCUAAAAGGAACAUAUUUGCCUUCUAUGCUGGAAACAUACACGGGUAUCUUCGUCCAAUCUUACUAAAGUACUGGAAAGACAAAGACCCCGAUAUGAAGAUACUCGGUCCCAUGCCUCCCGGAGUUGCAAGCAAAAUGAACUACAUCCAGCACAUGAAAAGCAGCAAGUACUGCAUCUGUCCCAAGGGUUAUGAAGUUAAUAGCCCCCGUGUUGUUGAAUCAAUUUUCUACGAAUGCAUACCGGUGAUCAUAUCAGAUAAUUUCGUGCCUCCUUUUUUCGAGGUUUUGGACUGGGGUUCUUUUUCAGUAAUUCUUGCAGAGAAAGACAUCCCGAAGUUGAAAGACAUACUCCUUUCAAUACCAGAGGAGAAGUAUCUUGACAUGCAACUCGCGGUGAGGAAGGUGCAGAAGCAUUUCCUUUGGCAUGCUAAGCCCUUGAAGUAUGACCUUUUCCACAUGACCCUUCAUUCUAUCUGGUAUAACAGAGUUUUUCAGAUCAAGCCUAGAUGAUUUCUGUUGAGGCUUUCGAACGAGUGGGAGUGGGUUUGCUGCUGUAAACAGUUAUUGUGCUUAGAUGUUGUACCAUUUUUUCUCUUGUAAAGAAGACCAGUAUCCUUGGCUUGAAAUGGGGAGUUAGUGUUUCUGAA
Rhododendron vialii is the source of this 3070-nucleotide messenger RNA. RefSeq lists its product as uncharacterized. Gene Ontology annotation, molecular function: glycosyltransferase activity. The record is from RefSeq and is a predicted model, not a curated record. NCBI's taxonomy places the organism in Eukaryota, Viridiplantae, Streptophyta, Magnoliopsida, Ericales, Ericaceae. The coding region runs from base 272 to 1660 and encodes 462 amino acids. The transcript is spliced from 4 exons.